UUUUCACAACUAUUUAUUUUACUGGAAUUGAAUUUGCUCGAAUAAAUACUUUGCGCCUUGUAAUCUGGUAAAGGUCUGUACAAAUCUGAUGGAAGAGUACGCGGUACGCGACGUAUCUUCCCUUGAGUGUGCAAGAUUACAUGUCAUUUAAUAUUAUCCGUUACUUUUACAUAUUUUAAUGGAAGCUAGCCAUAACAUAUAAUUUCGUUGCAGGCAUACAGCUGCCUACCGGCUACAGUGCUGGCGUCUUGUGUGGAAAGCGUAUGGUCCCGUGGUGGUACGUCAUCAUCGCCGUCCCACACGCAGUUGUCCCGCGCUCUAUGGUUAUGGUGCGGGGCGCUCGGAGCGCGCGUGUGGUUACCUCUGCUGCCGCGCGACGCGACCAGACACCCUGACACGUCCCGACACACGUUCAUGGCUAAGCGGAUCAUGUUGCCGUUCCACUUGGACAUAUAUCCUUUGACAAUAUUAUUCGACGAUGCGAUCCUUCUGGGCGCAGAAAACGACACUACCCUGUAUGCUUCCGACUCGAAUUCGGUAUUUUCGCUACCGUUUUGCGUCGUUAAUAGAACUAGUCAAGUGUACCUGCAUCAAAUCUUGCGGCAACUAUUACGCCGCAACUUGGGAUACCACGCGUGGGAAAUAGCACGGUCAUGCGCUCAGUUGCCAUACUUCCCUCACUCGUUGGAGCUGCUACUUCACGAGGUCUUAGAGGAAGAGGCUACGAGCAAGGAGCCAAUACCUGAUGCUCAGCUGCCCAGCGUCAUCGAGUUCGUACACGAGUUCCCCGUGUAUCUACAGACCGUAGUUCAAUGUGCGAGGAAGACCGAAAUAGCUCUGUGGGCUUACCUGUUUUCCGCGGCUGGCAAACCUAAGGAGCUAUUUCAAGAAUGCCUUCAAAGAAAAAUGCUUGACACCGCUGCCUCAUAUCUCAUCAUACUACAGAAUCUAGAGAGUUCGGCAGUGAGCCGUCAGCUGGCGACGCAACUUCUGGACACAGCGCUACAGCUGGAGCGCUGGGACCUCGCCCGGGACCUGGUACGAUUCCUCAGAGCUAUAGGUAUGAUUAUACAUACAAAUACAAAUUUUUGGAUUUUUAUUUAUUUAUUCAAGUUUCAACAGCAGUCUUGUUAUUUUAAUACGAGAAAUAAAUAGGUGUAGGUGUAUCAGAAUCUGAUGGCACCCCAAGUAGCACAAAAAGCUGAAUAA
Diatraea saccharalis (sugarcane borer) is the source of this 1209-nucleotide messenger RNA. The record is from the annotation of a GenBank genome assembly. Lineage: Eukaryota; Metazoa; Arthropoda; Insecta; Lepidoptera; Crambidae.